AUGGACGACCUCUUGAACCUCGAGCUUCUGUCGCUCGUAUCAAAGGUUACGUCUGAGCUGCAGAACCAUUUGGGCGUCUCCGACAAGACCCUCGCCGAGUUUAUCAUCGCCCAGCGCGUCGACGCCGAGGACUACGAUGCCUUCAAGAAGAAACUCGCCGCCAUGGGCGCCGACUUCCCCCCGAGUUUGGUCGAGAGCGUCGAUCGUCUCGUAUUGACCAUGCACCCGAAGAUGAAGGGCAAGGCGCAGAAGAACGGCGCCGGCGCCGGCGGCAGCAGCGAGGACCAACACCACCGAAGCACUGCCGAGAAGGAGCAGAUCUUCAGAGGUCUGUCUGUGCCGGAUAAGCCAGUGGCAUACGACAACAUCGGAGACGGCGUGGAUGCCAUCGACGACACUCUGGCCUUGUUGGAAGGAUUGGAGGGCAAGGCGCGGAAAGAAAAACCAGACUCGCGCAAGCGCAGUCGCAGUCCAGACGAUGGUCGCGAAGCGCGGCGGAAACACAGAGGUCGGUCCAGGUCAAGGGAAAGAAGGAAACGAGACAAAUACCGGUCGCGGUCUCGAUCGUUCGACGAUUACGAAAACGGGCCUUCUCUGAAGCAGAGAAGCAAACGACGCAACUACGACAACGAGGACGACGACCGGUUCAGGAGGGCACCUGAACCCGAGGUCGACGACGCCCCGCAGCUGCACAAGGUUUAUAGCGGACACGUUACUGGGAUCAAAGAUUUCGGAGCGUUUGUCAACCUACACGGUGUUCGCGGCAAGGUUGACGGCUUGGUUCACAUCUCAAGGCUGGUGGAAGGCCAACGGGUCAACCAUCCCUCUGACCUGCUGACCAAAGGCCAGGAGGUCAAGGUCAAGGUUGUCAACAUUGAAGGAAACCGGGUAGGCCUUUCCAUGAAAGAGGUCGACCAAGAGACCGGUCUGGAUCUUCACCCAGAAGUGAGGAUAUCGUCGGGAGCGAACCUGGAAGCGCUGGGUGGCGGCGGCAGUCGAAACAAUAACAUGUUUGACGACACGCCGAUGCCGCCACCGCAACAUCAGCCUCGUCGACAAAAGAAGCGCAUGACAUCACCGGAGAGAUGGGAGAUACGACAGUUGAUCGCAUCUGGUGUUGCAAAGGCAUCCGACUACCCCGACCUGGAAGAAGACUACAAUGCAACCCUCAGAGGCGACGGCGAGCUGGAGCUGGAACAGGAGGUCGAUAUUGAGGUCAGAGAGGAGGAGCCGCCGUUCUUGGCGGGUCAGACGAAGCAGUCACUCGAGCUGUCACCCAUCCGCGUUGUCAAGGCGCCAGACGGCUCAAUGAAUCGAGCUGCCAUGUCGGGCACUGCGCUCGCAAAGGAGAGAAAGGAGCUCAAGCAGCAAGAGGCAGAAGCAGCGGCGGCCGAAGACUCCAAGGUCGACCUCUCUGCGCAGUGGAACGACCCGAUGGCGGACCCUGACAAGCGCAAGUUCGCCAGCGAUCUACGGAAUGCCAAGUCGCAGAUGGGACAGAAUAAGCCCGACGCUGUGCCGGAAUGGAAGCGAGCGGUGGCGCCAAAGGACCAAGCAUUCGGCAAGCGGACCAACAUGAGCAUCAAGGACCAGAGAGAGUCUUUGCCCGUUUAUGCGUUCCGACGCAAGUUCUUGGAUGCUGUCAGGGAGCACCAGGUCAUGGUCGUCAUUGGAGAAACCGGCUCGGGCAAGACGACGCAACUGACGCAGUAUCUCGCCGAAGACGGCUUCGCCAACCACGGAGUCAUCGGCUGCACACAACCCCGACGCGUUGCCGCCAUGUCCGUCGCGAAGCGUGUGGCUGAGGAAGUUGGUACCCCCCUCGGUGAGGCUGUCGGAUACACGAUUCGUUUUGAGGACAAGACCAGCCCGGCGACCAAGAUCAAGUAUAUGACGGAUGGUAUGCUGCAGCGUGAGAUCCUGGUUGACCCGGAUCUGAGGCGGUACUCGGUCAUCAUGCUCGACGAGGCCCACGAACGCACCAUUUCUACGGAUGUCUUGUUUGCGCUGCUAAAGAAGACGAUGAAGCGCCGGAAGGACUUGAAGGUCAUCGCCACAUCAGCAACGCUGGAUGCCGACAAAUUCUCGUCAUACUUUGACGGAUGCCCCAUUUUUACCAUUCCCGGCCGAACGUUCCCUGUCGAGAUCCUCUACUCUCGCGAACCGGAGUCCGACUAUCUCGAUGCCGCACUGGUCACUGUCAUGCAGAUCCACCUCACCGAGCCUCCUGGCGACAUUCUGCUCUUCUUGACAGGCCAAGAAGAAAUCGACACGUCUUGCGAGAUCCUGUAUGAGCGGAUGAAAGCUCUGGGGCCAAACGUCCCAGAGCUUAUCAUUCUACCGGUGUACUCGGCACUUCCUAACGAGAUGCAGAGCCGCAUCUUCGACCCUGCACCUCCUGGCUGCCGAAAGGUAGUCAUUGCCACCAACAUCGCUGAGACCUCCAUCACCAUUGACAACAUCUACUUCGUCGUCGACCCCGGUUUCGUCAAGCAGAACGCCUAUGACCCGAAGCUCGGCAUGGACUCGCUUGUCGUGACCCCGAUUUCACAGGCGCAGGCCAACCAACGUGCUGGUCGUGCGGGACGUACGGGGCCUGGAAAAUGCUUCCGUCUCUACACCGAGGCUGCCUACCAGUCGGAAAUGCUGCCGACGACCAUCCCCGAAAUCCAGCGCCAGAAUCUGUCCCACGUCAUUCUCAUGCUCAAAGCGAUGGGCAUCAACGACCUGCUGCACUUCGACUUCAUGGACCCUCCGCCCAUCAACACGAUGCUCACGGCGUUGGAGGAGCUCUACGCCCUUAGCGCGCUUGACGACGAGGGUCUUCUCACGCGUCUGGGGAGGAAGAUGGCGGAUUUUCCGAUGGAGCCGUCACUGGCCAAGGUGCUCAUCAUCUCGGUAGAUAUGAAGUGCUCAGCCGAGAUGCUCAUCAUCGUGGCGAUGCUGAAUCUGCCCAACGUGUUUUACCGGCCCAAGGAGAAGCAGUCACAAGCGGACCAGAAGAAGGCCAAGUUCCACGACCCGCACGGCGACCACCUGACUCUGCUCAACGUGUACAAUUCGUGGAAGCAGAGCAGCUACUCGAGCCCGUGGUGUUUCGAGAACUUCAUCCAGGCGCGGUCGAUGAAGCGGGCCAAGGACGUACACGACCAACUCGUCAAGAUCAUGGAGCGGUACCGGCACCCGAUCCUCAGCUGCGGGCGCAACACGCAAAUCGUGCGGCAGGCGCUCUGUUCGGGCUUCUUCCGCAACGCGGCGCGCAAGGACCCGCAGGAGGGCUACAAGACACUCAUCGAGGGCACGCCAGUGUACCUGCACCCGAGCUCGGCGCUGUUCGGCAAGCAGGCCGAGUGGGUGAUUUACCACACGCUCGUGCUGACGACCAAGGAGUACAUGCACUGCACGACGAGCAUCGAGCCCAAGUGGCUCGUGGACGCGGCGCCGACCUUUUUCAAGGUGGCGCCGACGGACCGGCUGUCGAAGAGGAAGAAGGCCGAAAGGAUCCAGCCGCUGCACAAUAAGUAUGCGGGCGAGGACGACUGGAGGCUCAGCGCGCAGCGGAAGGGCGGGCGCGGCGGCGGCGGCGGCGGUACGUGGGGUUAG
Messenger RNA from Colletotrichum destructivum, 3603 nucleotides. Its product is annotated as Putative helicase, AAA+ ATPase domain, Helicase-associated domain, DEAD-box helicase, OB. Gene Ontology annotation, biological process: spliceosomal complex disassembly. Bases 1 to 3603 code for a protein of 1200 amino acids. The record is from RefSeq and is a predicted model, not a curated record. Gene Ontology annotation, cellular component: intracellular anatomical structure; catalytic step 2 spliceosome. Gene Ontology annotation, molecular function: RNA binding; RNA helicase activity; ATP hydrolysis activity. NCBI's taxonomy places the organism in Eukaryota, Fungi, Ascomycota, Sordariomycetes, Glomerellales, Glomerellaceae. The transcript has a single exon.